Egretta garzetta (little egret) is the source of this 2979-nucleotide messenger RNA. RefSeq names its product inositol polyphosphate phosphatase like 1 (gene INPPL1). NCBI's taxonomy places the organism in Eukaryota, Metazoa, Chordata, Aves, Pelecaniformes, Ardeidae. Gene Ontology annotation, biological process: phosphatidylinositol dephosphorylation. Gene Ontology annotation, molecular function: phosphatase activity. The record is from RefSeq and is a predicted model, not a curated record. The transcript has 19 exons. The coding region runs from base 17 to 2452 and encodes 811 amino acids.
CCCACUGCUUCGGAGGAUGGCGGCAGCAAGCUGGUACCACCGGGACAUCAGCCGGGUGGUGGCGGAGGGGCUGCUGGCCAAGGCCGGGCGGGACGGCUGCUUCCUGGUGCGGGACAGCGAGUCGGUCUCGGGGGCAUAUGCCCUCUGCCUCCUGUUCCAGCGGCACGUCCACACCUACCGCAUCCUCCCUGAUGACGAGGGGCUGCUCUCUGUCCAGCAAAACGCUUGUCCCCUUCCGGCCACUGUCACCCGCCCCAGCAUGGCCACACGAGGCCCGAUCCCCAUGACUGAGAUCGACUUCACGCUGGCGGGUCUGGAGACGCUGGCCAGGGUGUUCGACCCCCCCGCCUCCCCUCGUAGCCCAGCCAGGGAGCAGGGUCUCCUGACCAGCGAUCCAGACCUUGAGCUGCUCCUCAACAAGAUAUCUACAGUCAACCAUCUCCUCUCUUCGCUGGAGAAGAAGCUGAUCAAAUACCAGAGCGUGCAGAGCAAGGUGAGGCUGGUGUACGACCGGGAGCCGCAGAGGAGCCUGAGCAAAGACUUUGUCUUCCCCAACGCGCGGCUGAUCAAAUACCAGAGCGUGCAGAGCAAGGUGAGGCUGGUGUACGACCGGGAGCCGCAGAGGAGCCUGAGCAAAGACUUUGUCUUCCCCAACGCGCGGAAGCGAGAGGCCUUUUGCCAGCUGCUGCAGCUGAUGAAGAUCCAGCACUCCAACCUGGACGAGCCUGAGCUCAUCUCGGUGUACGUCGGGACAUGGAACAUGGGCAGCACGCCCCCGCCCCGCUCCCUCGCCUCCUGGCUGACCUCGAGGGGCUUGGGGCGCACGCAGGACGAGACCACCGCUUGCAUCCCCCACGACAUCUAUGUUAUCGGCACCCAGGAGAACUCCCUGGGCGACCGCGAGUGGGUCGAGUUCCUCCGUGCAUCUCUGAAGACCCUGAUGGCCAUCGACUACCGAGUGGUCGCCCUGCAAUGCCUCUGGAGCAUCAAGAUCGUGGUGCUGGUGAAGCCCGAGCACGAGCGGCGCAUCAGCCACGUCCACACCUCCAGCGUGAAAACCGGCAUCGCCAACACACUGGGGAACAAGGGAGCUGUGGGCGUCUCUUUCCUCUUCAACGGGACCUCCUUUGGCUUCGUCAACUGCCACCUGGCCUCCGGCAGCGAGAAGACCCACAGGCGUAACCAGAACUACAGUGACAUCCUGCGCUCCCUGGUCCUGGGCGACAAGCGGCUCAGCGCCUUCGACCUCACCCUGCGCUUCACCCACCUCUUCUGGUUCGGGGACCUCAACUACCGCCUGGACAUGGACGUGCAGGACAUCCUUGCCCAUAUAACCAAGAAGGAGUUUGAAGCCCUCCUGGCUGUCGACCAGCUCAACCUGGAGCGGGAGAAGAACAAGGUGUUCCUGCGAUUCAGCGAGGGUGACAUCUCCUUCCCACCCACCUACCGGUACGAGCGGGGCUCCCGGGACAGCUACAUGUGGCAGAAGUUCAAGCCCACAGGGAUGAGGAUCAACGUCCCCUCGUGGUGCGACCGCAUCCUGUGGAAGUCACACCCAGAGACCCACGUGGUCUGUAACUCCUACGGCUGCACCGACGACAUCGUGACCAGCGACCACUCGCCCGUCUUUGCCACCUUUGAGGUGGGAGUGACGUCGCAGUUCGUGCCCAAGAAGGGUAAGAGCCGGCCCCGCAGCCUUCCAGAGCCGACCGCUGGCUACACCAACCCAGCCUACUUCAUCUUCGAGGGGGUCCCCAACACGUGGGUGCCGGCCCCCAGCACCAGCGAAGCCCAUGACAAGCAGCUGGAGAGCCCAGCCAGGGACCAGCGGCGCCAGAGCCCCCUCGGGGCACGGGUCCCUUCACCCUCAGAGGAGGAGCGGUGGGGCAGCCGGCCCUGCUGUGUGCCAGGGGGCCCGUCCCGUGGGUGCCCACUCAGCCCCCCCGGUGCAGGCCGGCAGAAGAGACCCAAAUCGGCAGUCCUGGCGAGGGACCCACCGGGGCUGGGCGACUGCUCGCUGACGGCGCUGCACAUGGCCACCUGCCUGAGCCAGCUGGACCGGGCGUCCCCUGAGCGCAGAGGGGACAGCCAGAAGACCCUGCUGCGCCAGACCCACAGCCGCCUGGAGCCACCCCCAUGGCCCUGCCGGGAGGUGCCGAGGUGCACGCCGGACGCUCACCAGCACGGCCACCCCAGAGAGUGGCCCUGCGACAGGGGGGAGCUGUCCCGCAGCGUCGGUGGGUGCCUGGGCCACCUCGGCUUGCAGCAGGACAUGGAAGUGCUGCAGGGGUAUGGCUGGGACCCCCUGGAGAUCUUCAGAGAAGUCACGGAGCGGGACCUGCUGGAGGCUGGGCUGCUCAGCCUGAGCCAUCCCUGGCUCAUCCAUGGCAAGCUCGGCGAGGGCAGCGCGGUGAGCCUGCCACGGAGACCUGACCUUGGCCCCAGCGCCUAGAGCACCUAUCCCCACCCCAGCACCCCCAUGUGCUCUCCUCCAUGGAGCUCCCGGGGCGGGCAGAGAGCUGCCCAGGAGGACUGGGCAGGCAGGCAGGGACCUACUGGCCACGGUCCCAACCCGUCUGGCCUCCCCAGCAAGUUACUGGUGUUUCUCAGUUGGAAAGACCUAGGAAGCUCCUGUGGCCACUGGGACGGACACUUUCUGCGUCUCGCUGCAUGACUCCAUCCUCCCUCCCCAAAGCAAUGGAAGGAGCACGCUGAGCCCCACCAGCAAGGAGGGAUGCGGGGCAGGGGAGAUGUUGAAGCCGCCUGGGGAGUGGGGACUGCUGGGUGCUUUGGCUCUCGAGGCUCAGCCUCUCCAGGUGACCAACGUGCAGCCUGCAAGGGCACAGCAGCAUCUGCAGCCAGCCCAGCCCUGCAGACCCUCGUGCCUUCGGCCUCAGUGGCUGCUCCUUCCUCCCCAAGCUCAGCCCUGGUCAGACGGUGUUCCCAGAGGACUUCUCCUACAGCGGCUGCGGCGCCAUU